UGACAGCGAUGUUGUUGGAGAUCGACCGAAACUGAAUGUGUUCGACCGACCUGUUGAUAAGUUUGUCAUUCAUGGCAUAUUCCAGGUAGCAUAUAUAGCUGUUACUUAUAUAUCUGAGCAAGUAUGACUUCCCCAGAGGUCCCCAUGGUAACCAGUGCCAUGGCUCCUCCGACUCGGGAUCCAUCGGCUGUCAUCGACACUGCAGCUCACAUCCAGGAAUCAAUGGCAGCCUUGGAUGAGAACCAGCCAUUCUACACCAAACAGGGGGAGAACUUUAUGUGUAAUCUUUGUGACAAAUCUUUCAACUAUAAAAAUGGCUUGAUAAGACAUUUAAGAUUGACACAUGGAAAAGAGAAACCAUUUGAAUGCAACAUAUGUCAUCGAAGAUUUGGCUACAAGAAUAUCUUGAUGGAACAUCAGAAUAUCCACUUUGGCAUCAAGCCCUAUGCUUGUAAUCUCUGUGACAAGCGUUUUGCAGCAAGAUCUAAUCUGGUCCAACAUAAGUUGGUGCAUAGGAAACCAUUUUGUUGUACGAUUUGUACCAAACGAUUUGACAAACCAGAACAACUUCAGAGGCAUCUACUGGGUCAUCCUGGUGGAGUAUUGAGUUGUAAUCUGUGUUCCUUCUCCACCACCAACCAGUUGUCACUAAAUGACCACAUACAGAAGAAUCACCCACCUCAGGUCAUGGACACAAAAGAGAAACAUUCCUCAAAUCAUAAUGGGUCACAAAUGGAUAAUUCAGGAUUCGGUCAACAGAAGGGGACACUACCACAGUUUGGCGUUGCCUUUAACUUCUCAAAGAUGAAGUCGCCAAGUCAGCCAAUGCAAACUCCGUCUCCGAGCCAUUCAGGGAGCAGUAGUCCAAUGGUGUCUUCAAGUCCAGGAAAUGACCUUUGUUCAGAUAAUAUUCGCCGUAUUGACAGUAUAUGUGCUAACCUGGCAACACGCAAUCCCUCCGCUCCACCUCAGGGGGACCUCAGUGGACUUCCCCAUGGCAUACAUGUGAAACAGGAACCUCAGUCGCCUUCUUCUGAUUCUGCUGACUCCGCCCACUUUAUGAACCCUGGCAUGAAUUCGCCAUAUGGACAAAACAUGAGUAUGAGUCACCUACACCAACAGCGUAUGGGAGGCUACUCUAGCACAGGUCAGUUUGGUUCAAGCAGUGGAAGUCAUCGUAGCCGAAGUCAAAGUGCUGAUAAUGCUGUAUUAGCGUCUGCAGUCAUCAAUGUAGAAUCUACACAACCUGGCUCCAGCAGACAUGGUGGCCAAACAAAAGAGGCAGCAGAUUCCACAAGCAAUGUGUCUGAGGUACUCUCCAUGCUGCAGAAUCUGGCUCGUCGCUCCGAGGAGGAAGGUCCAGGAAAAUUUCCGCAGAUUUCCAUCACCAUUAGCCAUCCAAAAAACAAUGUGGACAAGGCCACCCAAUUUACACAGCACAACCCGAGCGCACCCAAUCUGCAAGAUACUCUUGCUUAUUAUGAGGCCCAAGGCAAGAUCUACCGAUGCCAGCAUUGCCGUAUUUUGUUUGAGGAACGUGGGUUGUAUUUUCUGCAUGUUGCCCUCCACGGCUCUCCUAACCCCUGGGAGUGUAGCAUCUGUCAUACUGUAUUUGCAGACAGAAAUGACUUCCACCUGCACUUGAUCAACCAGCAGCAUUGUCAUGGUACUGCAUAGCAUCAGCUGUAAUUUAAUGGUCAGUUUAGUAGUGUUACCUACACAAUUUGUUCUAAUUAAGUUUUUAUAUGUAUGCUGAGUGAUACUGAGAGGGACAGUUCAGAGUUCACAUAUUCCUAUAAUGGCACAUUUGCCCGAUACCCAUUGGAUUGUUUGCAAAGUUUCAUACAAUAUUACCUUAUUUACUGAUUACUUGCUGCCUCUAUACUUGAAAGCGUCUCGCCUUCAGGUAUUCACUAACCAUCUGAAAAGAUAAUUGUUUUUUGUGUUUUAAAAUUUCUUGAAUACCGCUUUCAAAUAAAAUUUAACUCAUUCACCCCUAA
Molecule: messenger RNA, 2000 nt
Organism: Mizuhopecten yessoensis (Yesso scallop)
Lineage: Eukaryota; Metazoa; Mollusca; Bivalvia; Pectinida; Pectinidae
Product: DNA-binding protein Ikaros-like
Exons: 2
Coding region: 124-1677 (517 amino acids)
Source: RefSeq, a predicted model, not a curated record